AAGCAAAGAAACGCGAUCCCUCUCUCUCUCUAAAACCCAGAACAAAAGGAACACGACCCGUCUUUCUCUCUCUAAGACCCAAAACCAAUAGGAGAUAAAAAGAUCAGAGAUUACGGCACGACCAAACCUUUUUGUCCCUUGCAAUUCUCGCUCACCUUUCGCCAUCCGUCAUCAUCUGCAACAAAUUGCAGAGAACAGUGAAAGAGAAAAUUCAGUAAAAGAGAGAGCAAACCCUAGCUCAACAAAUUCUCUCAGAUCCCCUUAUCCGCUAUGUCCACUGAUAGCGAUGACAUUGACGAGGAUGAGCUCCUCCAAAUCGCGCUGAGAGAGCAAGCACAGCGGGAACUCCCUUACCAGAGACCGUCCUCAGCAACUUCGAGGCCGUCACGACCAGUAGUUAACCUGAUCCAGCCUCCUCCUCCUCCUCCUCCUCCUCAUCCCUCUAACAAGAGGGGAGGGGCAAAUCCUAAAGCUAGGGAUUCGAAGAAUGCUCGAAGGGCUAUGGAGGAUGAUGACGAUUCAGAAGUGGAGCUUCUGAGUAUCUCUUCGGGGGACGAGGAUUCCUCGUUGAGGGAUAAACCUGUUGCGAAAGCUGGAGGCCAUGGCAGGAAGGGGGGAAGGGAUGAACCGGUGGAGAGAGGGUGGGAUGGUGAGGAGCCAAAUAGCUGGAAAAGAGUUGAUGAGGCUGAGCUUGGUCGUAGGGUACGUGAAAUGCGAGAAGCAAGGGCAGCACCAAUAGCCCAAUCACAUGACCUAAAGGCAGCAGCUAUGGCUCGAAAGGGACUCACUAGUUUACAGUCUUUACCUCGGGGUGUAGAUUUUGUGGAUCCACUUGGACUUGGGAUUAUAAACGUGAAAAAUUUAACAUUGGUCACCGAUGCCCCAGACAGCACUCCAGCUUCGUCAAGGGAUAAGCUUGAUGUAGAGACUUUAGAUCAAAAGACACGGGAGAAGUUUAUGUACCAUUCUGAAAAAUUUGAUGCAAAGCUGUUCCUGUCUCGUAUCCAUCAAAACACAGGUGCAGCAGAUCUAGAAUCUGGUGCACUAGCUUUAAAAACUGACCUCAGAGGUCGGACACAACAAAAAAAGCAAUUGGUGAAGGAAAACUUUGAGUGCUUUGUCUCGUGCAAAACAACCAUAGACGACAUUCAGUCGAAAUUAAAACGAAUUGAAGAAGAUCCAGAAGGUGCUGGAACUGCUCACCUAUAUAAUUAUAUACAAGAUGUUAAUUUAGUUGCAAACAGCGCUUUUCAGCCUCUGUUUGAACGACAGGUGCAAGCUGAAAAGAUCAGAUCUGUCCAAGGAAUGCUACAGAGGUUUCGAACAUUAUUCAAUUUACCAAGUGCAAUACGUGGGAGCAUAAGCAAGGGAGAGUAUGAUUUGGCUGUCAGGGAAUAUAGGAAAGCAAAGUCAAUUGUUCUUCCUUCACAUGUAGGAAUAUUAAAACGUGUUCUUGAGGAGGUUGAAAAGGUGAUGCAGGAAUUUAAGAGCAUGCUUUAUAGAUCAAUGGAAGACCCACAAAUAGACUUAGCUGAUCUCGAGAACACUGUCAGGCUGUUGUUGGAGUUGGAACCUGAUUCAGACCCUGUGUGGCACUAUCUCAACAUUCAGAAUCGCAGGAUUCGGGGGUUAUUUGAAAGGUGUACCAUAGAACAUGAUGGUCGGAUGGAAGCUUUGCAUUCCCAGCUCCAUGAGAAAGUGCUUUCAGAUGCAAGAUGGAGGCAAAUUCAACAAGAUUCAAACAAAACCUCAGCAGUGGACUACUCCCUUCUUUUGGGAGAUAAUCUUUUGUCAGUGGAUGCUCAACCAACGGACUUGACUGGUGAAGAAAUGGAUGCUCUUCGAGGAAGAUAUAUCUGCAGGUUGACUGCUGUACUUAUCCAUCAUGUGCCAGCAUUUUGGAGAUUAGCUCUUUCUAUAUUCCAUGGAAAAUUUGCUAAGUCUUCUCAAGUUGCGGCUGACAGCGUAGAACCAAAUGGCAAGGCUACUACACAUAAGACUGAAGAUAGAUUUGGGGAGAUGAAAUGUUCUAGUCAUUCUCUUGAUGAAGUUGCUGAGAUGGUACAAGGCACUGUAUUGAUAUAUGAAACAAAGGUCCAUAACACAUUUCGAGAUCUUGAAGAAUCUAAUGUUCUCCAUCCACAUAUGAGGGACGCCAUUAAGGAAGUAUCUAAGGCUUGCCACGCUUUUGAAGGAAAAGAGGCUGCUCCUCCAAGUGCUGUUAAAUCAUUGUUGUCCCUUCACAUGGAAAUCACAAAAAUCUUUGUAUUAAGAAUUUGCUCAUGGAUGAGAGCGGCAACAGAAGAGAUAUCUAGGGAAGAAUUGUGGGUACCCGUGUCUAUUCUUGAGCGGAGCAAGUCUCCAUAUACAAUAUCGUUCUUGCCUCUAGCAUUUAGUAUAAUGCUGAUCUCGGCAAUGGAUCAGGUUGAUUUAAUGGUUAAAAGCCUUAAGAGUGAGACAACAAUCUCUGGCAACAUGACCAUGCGAGUUCAAGAAAUGCAGGAAUCUGUGAGGCUGGCUUUUCUGAAUUGCUUUAUUGAUUUUACAGGAUACCUAGAGCGUAUUGGUCGUGAACUAUCUCAAAACAGAUCGAACAAGGACAGUUUAAGUUUACAAAAUGGGUAUUUGCCUGAUUCAGAAGGGAAAUAUUCUGGUCUUCACCCUGGUAGUGUGGUCACUGAUUCACAUCAGAAACUAUUGAUAGUUUUGAGUAACAUUGGAUAUUGCAAAGAACAACUUUCCCGCGAGUUGUAUACUAAGUACAAGCAUAUCUGGAUCACAUCAAGGGAAAAUGAUAGUGAAGGGGAGAGCGACAUUAGAGAUCUAGUGAUCUCUUUUACGGCCCUUGAGGAGAAAGUCCUUGCCCACUAUACAUAUGGAAAGGCAAACUUGAUUAGAUCUGCAGCUUCCACAUAUCUAUUGGAUGGGGGAGUUCAUUGGGGAGGUGCUCCUGCAGUCAAAGGUGUACGAGAUGCAGCUGUGGAGCUACUGCACACACUUGUUGCUGUGCAUGCAGAGGUUUAUGCAGGAGCAAAACCCUAUCUUGAGAAAAUGUUGAGCAUUCUGGUUGAGGGAUUGAUUGAUACUUUUCUCAGUCUUUUCCAUGAAAAUAAAGAUGGUUCCCUGAAGUCAUUGGAUACAAAUGGUUUUUGCCAACUUAUGCUUGAGCUCGAGUACUUUGAGACCAUAUUACAUGCAUAUUUCACUCCUGAUGCACGUGAAGCUUUGAACUCUUUGAAAGGGUUAUUAUUGGAGAAAGCCUCUGAAUCAACUGAGACUGUUGAGAAUCCUGGGCAUAAUCGUCGACCUACACGUGGGAGUGAAGAGGCGUUGAUGGAUGAUAAACAGACUGUUUCUCCAGAUGACUUGAUUGCAAUGGCACAGCAGUUCAUCUCUGAUCUUCUGGAAGUUGAAUUGGAGAGAACUCACAUAAACAUAUCCUGCUUCAUGGAGUCGUCAUUGCCCCUCGAAUCAGUUCCACAACAGCCACCACAACCAACGUAUCCUCCAUAUCGAGGCUCGCUGGAUUCACCAAGCAGAAAUUACAGAGGAAGUCAACCCGUGGGAUCUCCUGGCUUCUCUCGACAUAGGCAUAGAUAAGCCUUUCGUUUGGUUUAUUAUGUGAUGUAUUUAUGAUUCAUUCUUUCCCUUUUUUUUCUCUUGGGUUGUAUUUUUUUAAGGUUUUGAGGCGAACCCAUAUUUUAGUACUUGGUUAAAUGUGAGCUUCAUUUAUUUGCGGAAGAUUUUGUUCUUGAUAUUGAUUGGUUCCUAUUCAUUUGUAAAUUUGCAUGAUUUUGUUUUUUUCC
This is a messenger RNA of Amborella trichopoda, 3806 nucleotides long. RefSeq names its product exocyst complex component SEC5A. Gene Ontology annotation, biological process: exocytosis; Golgi to plasma membrane transport. The record is from RefSeq and is a predicted model, not a curated record. NCBI's taxonomy places the organism in Eukaryota, Viridiplantae, Streptophyta, Magnoliopsida, Amborellales, Amborellaceae. Gene Ontology annotation, cellular component: exocyst.